GGAAGCGAUGAACCUGCAAUCAAUAAGGUUUCCAUAAACAGACCAACUCUGUUAGUGGUCAUGAUGUUUUUUAAUUUCCCCCAGAAGAUGCUUAGUUAUGUGUUUGAUAUGCUAUGUACAUGAUAAUGAGCAGUGAUAUGUGGAAUAGCGAUAUAGUACAUGGGAUGAAGAGUCUAACUAUGCUGUGGAUCUUGAAAUUACCUUUCUCACUCAAUAGUUCAAGAGUCCUAUUAUUAAUAUGUCAAAUUGAACUGAUUAAGAAUUUUGUUCACUUUAAAAAAAGUAUCCCCCAGUCCUUGCACCAAUCUUAUAAAUCGAAGGGCACAAUUCUGCUAUUAGAGAGCUCAUCAGUUAUCUGAGUCAGUCAUCUUUUCUCUGUGAAGUGACUGCAUUGGCUCCCAAUUGGGAUUGCAAGGGGCACUGAAAUGGGAAUGAUGUCCAUUUGAAAAGAUGAAUGAUCUGCCAUAUGACUUCUCUAUGAUUUUUGACAGGAUGUACAAUCUAAAGUAAGUGCUGUUGUACUUGGAAAGGAAAAACCAGUUGAAGAAUCGAAUCCUGAAUAUGAGAAACUGAAACAUUAUAUCUUUGAGCUUGAAGAUCACUUAGCUGAAGCUCAGAAGCAUGCAUAUCGCCUAGUAAAGAGACACAGAGAAUUGGGGCAAUCCCUGUCAGAUUUUGGGAAGGCAGUCAAACUUCUUGGCACUUGUGAAGGAGAUGCUCUUGGAAAGGUAUUCUCUGAGCUUGGGGCAAAAUCAGAGAUUUUGUCAAUUAAGCUGCAGAAGGAGUGUGGCCUUGAGGUUGGUGAUAUUGUUGUCUAUUGCUGUGGAUUGGCCUCGAGUUCUCUGGGCUUAUAAGAAGGCUGCCCUGUUGCUGGGUGGGCUCUGAGUUAUCACUUUUAGUUGCUGCUAAAUGGAGCAAGGAUCAUGACAUGGCAGCAGGUUCAAUAUUGCAUUAGGAAUGGGAGCUGAGCUAUGCAUAUGUCAGUAUGUUUAAUUAGAUGUAUUCUUUAUAUGGAAGCAGUGUUCACUGGAAUCUGUGUCAAUGCCAGAGGUUUUGAAUGGCAAAAUAAUGAUUAUUUCAUCAGGACAGUUGGAUGCCAUUACAAGGGCACGCCCUAUUCUCUCUGCUAUGAGUGAGAAACUUUAUGUUUUUGAGGGGGCACUUGGUGCUGGAAGCAAAAUUAAAAUGGUAAUAGAGCUGCUUGAGGGCAUUCAUUUUGUUUCUUCUGUGGAGGCCAUUUCUCUUGGUGCCCAAGCUGGUAUUCAUCCAUGGAUAAUUUAUUACAUUAUUUCUAAUGCUGCUGGAAAUUCAUGUUUGCUGAUCUGCUAUUCUUCUGGUGUUGCUGUGAUGUUGCUGCUGUUGCUGAGAUGCUGUGGUGAUGCUGCUGUGAUGGUGUUUGUUACGAUGAGGUGCUGCUAUGUUGUUGUUGGAUGUUUGCUGGUGUUGUUGAUGUUUGGAAGGGUGCAGGACGUUUUGUCCAAUCUGUAAUAGAUCAGGUUUUCAUUAAUGGGGGUUGUCAUUAGGUGUAAGUUCGGGCAACUGUUGGUGUUUUGGCUGGAAGGGUAUGGAGGGGGUAUGGAGGGGGUAUUUUGUGUGAUUUCAUAUCCAUGUUAUUAGUUUGUUAUAGUGGUGCCUGCGGGAUGCCUCUUGUAAACCUGUAAAUCUUUUAAAAAAUUAUAAAUGAGUUUCAAUUAUUUU
Molecule: messenger RNA, 1698 nt
Organism: Camellia sinensis
Lineage: Eukaryota; Viridiplantae; Streptophyta; Magnoliopsida; Ericales; Theaceae
Source: RefSeq, a predicted model, not a curated record